AUGAGUUGUGGUGUGGUGCUAAGACUGGCAAGGCUCAAGGAUGAUGCCGACAACGAUAGCGGCGAAUCUGUAAUUUACCAUGCAUACUAUGGACUUCGGACAAGGACAAAGUGGAAAAAGCAGAUGCUGUCCAACCUCAAGCAGCAACGCCGCGAUUCAAAGACGGCCACAACACUUUCAUGCCCCAGCAACCAGUUUGGCAUUGUGGAUAGCUGUUCUGACCCGAGCCCUAUAAACAUGGCCGAAACUAGCUUCCUGGGUGCGUCUGAAGUCUGCUUGAAAAGUAAUAGCGAGGCCGGUUUCACAUCUGAUUGGCUACUACGAACGAGCUUGGUUAAUUUCCCAUCCAACGAAAUCUGGAGUGGAGGACCAUUUAAUCCUUUGCCAUUUCUUCAAACUCAAUUGCCAUCCACACCAUCCCCGUCGCACCAACUUCAUUCACCAGUCCUACCACUGCCAUCGCUACCAUCCCCAACACAACUUACUCCGCAACUUUCACCACCACCACCAUCUACAUCGCUUACUUUACGAUCAAGAUCACCACCAACAGCAGCAAAAUCAGUACAAUCCGCUGCAGCAACACCACCAAAACCACCAACUUCAUCGUCACCACCGUCAACUUAUUCAGCGCUAUCAGCAUUUAAGCAAAAACAACAAGAAAGUCGGUGCCCAAGCUCUAGUUAUCUAGACCCGCAGAGUCAUGCAUUUCCGCCGUCUUUCCUUCUACCUCCGACUGGUCAAGUAAGCCGACCUGUCCCAUUUCUUUCACUUAUGCAACCUGGCUUCUCUGCUCGGACCUCUUCCCUAGGGAGUGUAGAUGCAACAAAUUCUAUCGCCCGCCUUCUCUUCACUUUGCCCAAUACCAACAUGUCCACCAGCCCCACCUACUCAUCUCCCAUAUCUAAUAUUAUCCUACCAGCCGCCAGUCAGUUGGCUCCCGAGAUUUUCAUUCAGGCUGCAGCUGCAGUGGCUACAGCGGCGGCGGCAGCAGCAGUGGCUAGUGUGGAUGGGGUCUCCGAAGCGUUGGAGAAUCCGGUCUCUAUAGCAAACUCACCAGCAUCCCUCAAUUUUACUGGCUUCAGCGACCUUUCCGAUGGGGAGCAUUACUCAAGAGGUCGGACAGAUAACCUACUUGGCACCAGGAUUGAUGAGGAGGCUGUACUAGUUGCAGCCAGGGAAGAGUGCUGCCUCGAGAGCGAAUCUAGAAAUGAUGGGACUGGCAUUCAAAGGAAUUUGAUGAAGAAUGCGAUGGGAUUAACAAAACUUUCACAAGGUUGUAUGUUAUGA
Protopolystoma xenopodis is the source of this 1287-nucleotide messenger RNA. Lineage: Eukaryota; Metazoa; Platyhelminthes; Monogenea; Polystomatidea; Polystomatidae. The record is from the annotation of a GenBank genome assembly.